Porites lobata is the source of this 3643-nucleotide messenger RNA. NCBI's taxonomy places the organism in Eukaryota, Metazoa, Cnidaria, Anthozoa, Scleractinia, Poritidae. The record is from the annotation of a GenBank genome assembly.
AUGGAAAAGUCGUUAGAUUCCCAUUUAGAGGACAUGUAAGUCUAUUAAGUUAUCUGUUUAGCAGAAAGUAGAAAAAUAUGUUUAAUUUGUCGUAUGUUUUUUUUAUUCUAGCAUGUCAGAACAUGGAGUUAUUGGGGUGCUUUGCAGUGAUCAGCAAGGGUUGGCACUUUCAGGUCAGUUUGACCCUCUAAUGCUUGAUCUUUAAUGAGCUAACGUUUUCUAGACUUUAGAUUUCUAAUGAGUAUUAAUUCCACAUAUAAAUGUGUUGAAAUGGUUGUACAAAUUUGGUUUUAUUGGCAUUAAUCUUAUGGAACGUACAUGGUAUAUUCUUUUGGAAAACUAAAUAAUGAGAGUUUUAAGUCACUCCUGCGUCAUGUGACUACAGUUCGAUCUUUAACCUUGUAGUACAACUGAAUGAUGAGGCUACAGAGUACUCUAACUACAGUGUGUCUAACCUUGUCACACCACUAUUCAGAUUUUGUUUUAGCUGGUGUUUAAAUUGAAGAUUGACCUAAAGUACUUUUACCCAAAACAGACCUUCUUAUUAAUUCACUUGCUGCAAGUUAUUGACUGUUUGGCAUUCUUUGGAUAAGCGACCGGACUACAAUCAGGGACAAAAGUAGUUGACACACUCGUUUAAAACGGGUGCUUUUAACAAACAUUUAAUUCAUUUAUUAUUUCAUUCCUUUUAAACGCCGUAAAUCCCCCGACCCCUCGAAUCAAUGUUGUCUGAAGUAAAAAAAAGACUUGAGGGUCCAAAAUUCAACAUUGAUUUUGGGGGGAAGGGAUUGGGGUAGACAGGGGAAGGGGAUAAGUAUAUCCACCAUGCAAAAAGGGGCCAUUUUACGGAAGUGUGUCAACACUUUUGUCCCUCAUUGUCUGAAUGCAAAAUUGUGCUACUGCACACAAGUUGAGCCGUGUAUGACACUGAUUUUAACUGAAAUUAAAGGAAUCAAUGACGUAAUUAUGUUAUUGGUGGUGGGGGUGACAUUGACUUAUUCACGACCGAAUUAUAGGGCCAAUUCGAAUUACGUGACGACGUAAUAAAAGGGCUGCGAUAUCCAGAAUAAACGUCGAUAUGGUUUACAAGCUGAAAACUGAUGCUAAAACUCGCGCACAUGAACAACUUUUGAUGAAUUUCAAGGGUAUGCGUACUGAAAAUAUUUUUAAUAAAGUGAAUAUUUCUCGUUCUUCACUUUAUCCGAUUGUUAAGGCGCAAACAAUCACGGGUAGGGUAAGGAUUGAGACGUAGUGGAGAUAGUCACUGGCCAGUCACAGAAAUAUGGAACGUUAGUGAGGAGCGGCCGUCACUGCGUUCAAUAUCGAAACUACGGAAAAGUGAAGGUAAAUUCAUGGCCAAUUCAAUAAAAAACUAAGGACUGCGUAGCAAACAUUUCAAGUGUACACAAAAACAAUUACUUUCAAUCCCACCUCGCGACACCCUGUGUGACAUGAUAACGCAACGUAAAUAGCGUGACAUGAGCGCAUAUGUCUGAGUAUUUGGACUGCAUUUCUCAAGCAAAACCCUGUGUUGUUGUCUAUUGUCGGGAGAGAAAAUGAAAAGAGAGCUUUGAAACGUGAACUGGUAUUUGACUCUCAAAGAAAACGACAGCUCAAACUGAGGAAAACACUGCUUCCUUCGUGUUACAACGGUUAACCAAGUUUCGGCAAACGGAAAGUAACAUAUUAAGUCUGUUAUGACCUCUUAAUGUCGAUAUGUAUUCUCGUGGUUAACCGUUGAAACUCCUUAUUUGCACCACAUCGCUGAAAUUUUUCUUGCCAAGAAUACGAUUAUGGGCACUUUUCUACAUAGCGGAAUCUUCUUUUGCCUUUUGUGAGGAAUUAGCGCAUAAAAAAGGAAGAUUUUCCAGAGCACGGCCGUCAUCGAUCACGUGUUAUCUCGCUUUCCUUGUCAUCAAGUGAACUUCUGGGCCAAAGUAAUUGCUGUUUUGGCGAUGAUACAAACUGGUGUGUCUAUCUUGAAAACAAUUUCUUUGGUAUUCUGUGAUUUACGAGCUGGGAAAUGAAAUAGUUGUCCACCCAACACCAAUAAAAAAAAUGGCACUGAAUAAAUGGCAGGCGGUCAUCUAAAAUCAUUACAAAAGUACAUUCCUAACCUGGUCUAACCUGUUCGACGCCUACACACGCUAAAGGUUUGGAUCUGCUAGAUUUGAAAAGGUCUCCCAAAAAAAAAAAUCAUCUAUUUAUAGGACAUAGCACAAACGACUGGCUCAUCAUUUGUGAGGUUCAUAACCUGUAUAUUGUUCACGUCCUUUCACUAAUGGCACAAGUCAAUGUCAACAAUAAUGCAUGUUGCAGUACUUCAUUCGCUUAAGUUAACCAUUUACCAGAACAAUUUUCAUUGUACCUUAGUGUUUCCAUCCUUUUUCCACUAUUGAUAAUACUUGUAAAAAAAAUUACAUCCGCAGCAGCGGCAUUGAUCACAACACAAAUGAUUUCCUCUCGACCUGACAGGGUAUCAGGAAUGCAUGCGGGAGUACAAGAUUAAGUAAUGACAUACGCUUCGUACAUUUUACUCUACGUAUACUACAAAUCAGGACCAAACUUUUCAAAUUGUUGUUUAUAAACAAACAAUUUGGUCCACAGAGUAACGUCAUCGCACAAAAAUUCAGCAGCGUCCAAAAUCUAGCCGGAAAACACAGAGACAUAUUUCAGACAAUCAGGGACAAAAGUAGUUGACACACUUGUUUAAAACGGGUGCUUUUAACAAACAUUUAAUUCAUUUAUUAUUUCAUUCCUUUUAAACGCUGUAAAUCCCCCGACCCCCCGAAUCAAUGUUGUCUGAAGUAAAAAAAAGACUUGAGGGUCCAAAAUUCAACAUUGAUUUUGGGGGGAAGGGGUUGGGGUAGACAGGGGAAGGGGAUAAGUAUAUCCACUAUGCAAAAAGGGGCCAUUUUACGGAAGUGUGUCAACACUUUUGUCCCUCAUUGUAGUUCAGCAGAGGCCAUAGGUUGAAAUCCUGUUAAGUCCUGAAAUUUUUUCAGGUUAAUUUGCAUUUGCUUAAAUUGCAAUCACCACUGUGACGAUCAUAUCUUUAUUUAAAUUGGUUUUAGGACUGCAAUGUAGCUCAGUUAGCACUUGUGCAUGUAGGAGGUCAUACAAUGUACAAGUGUAGGUAUGAUCCCAUGGGUUAGACCGAUACUCAGGGUCUCAAAGUAUUUAAGAAAUGAAGGAAUGCAAACAUCUAGACCUUCCAUGGCUUGAAUGAACUCGUAAAAUGGCAGUCCCAUCUCAGUGUAGUAGAUGAUGCAAAAAUAAUGUUCUUCAUUAGUAAGCUUACUUUUGUGUCAAAAUGCACUGAAACACCAAUAAGGUACAUUUAAGUGCCUUUUGAGCCAAACAAGAGAGAUACCCAGCUUUGAAUGUUGAAAAAUAAACUGCAUAUGGACUCUUAAUUAUGCUCACUCUAUUAACCAUACUGUUAUCAAUAUUUGAGCUAAAUUUUUUUGCUUUUUCUCUGCUGUCACUUACAAAUAAUCCUCUUGAAUUUUCUUGUACAGCUAAAGGCACAGCAAAUCCCAUGUACUCUGGACAUGUUAGCUCUCUAGUGGAAAAUGCAAGGAAGCUAUACCCAAAUAAAGAACCUCAACCAGUCAUUUGUUUAGAAUCAGAUGCUUGGUAA